Episyrphus balteatus (marmalade hoverfly) is the source of this 617-nucleotide messenger RNA. RefSeq names its product U6 snRNA-associated Sm-like protein LSm1 (gene LSm1). Gene Ontology annotation, cellular component: Lsm1-7-Pat1 complex; P-body. Gene Ontology annotation, molecular function: RNA cap binding. NCBI's taxonomy places the organism in Eukaryota, Metazoa, Arthropoda, Insecta, Diptera, Syrphidae. The record is from RefSeq and is a predicted model, not a curated record. Gene Ontology annotation, biological process: deadenylation-dependent decapping of nuclear-transcribed mRNA. The transcript has 3 exons. The coding region runs from base 158 to 571 and encodes 137 amino acids.
UAAUUUUGACAUUUCAGUUGUUUUGGCGUAAACUGAAAACUGCAUUUUUGUACGUACUUCUGGAAUUCCAAUUUGAUUUACUUUUUGUAAUGCAACAAUAAAACAUAAAUUUGUGUUAAAUUAUAAACAAAAAUUAAUUUAAAACAAUACAAAAACAAUGGAUGACUUAAAUCCUCUUGCUGGAACUGCCCAUUUGCUUGAAGAAGUUGAUAAAAAACUAAUGGUCCUUUUAAGAGAUGGACGCACUCUAAUUGGUUAUCUUCGGUCCGUGGAUCAAUUUGCCAAUUUAGUACUGCACAGAACAAUCGAAAGAAUUCAUGUGGGAAAUGAGUAUGGUGAUAUUCCGAGAGGUGUUUUCCUCAUUCGUGGCGAAAAUGUUGUUCUUUUGGGUGAAAUUGAUCGUGAAAAAGAAUCCAAUUUACCAUUGAAAGAAAUAUCAGUUGAGGAAAUCCUUGAUGCCCAACGUCGAGAGCAAGAACAGCGACAGGAAAAACACAGGCUAAUAUCGAAGGCAUUGAAAGAGAGAGGUUUAGCUGUUAAUUCCGAUAUUAUAAAUGAAGAUUGCUUUUAAGAUAAUAAAAUAAAUUUAAAAAAAUAUAUUACUUACCUAAAAAAAU